AAAGCAUGCACCAAUGGCAUUGGAAAAUGUUUUAUGUUACAAUGCACCAACCAAAUUAACAUAAUAUAUAGAUAGCACUCUUCUCUGUGUCUCUCUGCUCCUGCAAGUAAAAUGGCAAGAGCAGCUUACAAUCACCUUCACUUGGUUCCCAGUUUAGUUCAUCCUUUGAAGUCACCCCUCUUCAGAAAUCACACUCUUUUCACCUCACACACUCGCCUCUAUGGUAUUCAACGAAGGUUCUCUUCUUCUUCAUCCAAGAUAAGCAUGAGUCUCAAGGCUGGCAUCGUUGGCCUCCCCAACGUUGGCAAGUCCACUCUCUUUAAUGCCGUUGUGGAAAAUGGAAAGGCUCAAGCUGCUAAUUUUCCAUUUUGUACAAUAGAGCCAAAUGUAGGGAUUGUUGCUGUUCCAGAUUCCCGUCUCAAUGUGCUCUCCGAUCUUAGCAAAUCUCAACGAGUAGUUCCAGCAUCAAUAGAAUUUGUAGAUAUUGCUGGGCUUGUCAAGGGUGCAAGUCAAGGCGAGGGACUGGGUAAUAAGUUUUUAUCACAUAUUCGUGAAGUGGAUUCUAUACUUCAGGUUGUAAGAUGUUUUGAAGACAAUGACAUUGUUCAUGUGAAUGGGAAAGUUGACCCCAAGUCUGAUAUUGAUGUCAUCAACUUGGAGCUUGUUUUCUCAGACCUGGACCAGAUUGAUAAAAGAAUGGAUAAACUAAAGAAAGGCAAGGCGAAGGAUUCACAAUCAAAACUCAAGGAAGAGGCAGAAAAGUCUGGAUUGGAAAAGAUUUGUCAGGCUCUGAUGGAUGGAAAACCUGCACGGUCGGUGACCUUAACAGAUUUUGAAAGGGAUGCUAUAAAGCAUCUCUGCUUGCUCACCAUGAAACCUAUUAUAUAUGUAGCAAAUGUUGCAGAAUCUGAUCUAGCUGAUCCUACAAACAAUAAUUAUCUAAAGGAUGUCACAAAUGUUGCAUCUGCGUUGCAGUCAGGAAUUGUAACAAUUUCAGCACAGGUUGAGGCAGAGCUUACUGAACUACCAAUUGAAGAAAGAGAAGAAUAUUUGAAAUCUCUUGGUGUAAGUGAAAGUGGUCUUGGGAACCUAAUUAGGGCAACCUAUGACCUUUUGGGGCUGCGUACUUAUUUUACUUCUGGUGAGAAGGAGACAAAAGCAUGGACAAUACUUGCAGGAAUGACUGCACCUCAAGCUGCUGGAGUUAUUCACUCUGACUUUGAGAAGGGUUUCAUUCGAGCAGAAACUGUGUCAUAUGAUGAUUUUGUUGCUGCUGGUUCACUAGCUGCAGCGCGAGAGAAAGGACUUUUGAGAUCUGAAGGUAAAGACUACAUUGUACAAGAAGGAGAUGUCAUGCUGUUCCGAUUCAAUGUGUAGCAGAAUUUACUGCUCCCAGCUGCAAGUCAGUGGAGAAGUUGAGAUAUGUUUAUGAGACUAAGGUCAGAAAAUUUUUUCAGCCAAUUGCUGAUUAUAGUUUGGAUAAUCAAUGUUUGUUUCUAGUGAUAAAUACUCUCAGCUAGGUGUCAGUGGUGAAGUUGAGACAAUUUUUUAUUUUAGACAAGUUAGAAAUUUUUGACAUAAUUAAUGACUACAGUUCAGAAUUUUUUCAGCCAAUUGCUGGUUAUAAUCUAAAGAGACAUUGUUUUGUAAUUCUGUUUUAGUGAAAGCAAAUUUCAUAGUGCAAUACAAUGAAUAUGCUU
Messenger RNA from Abrus precatorius (Indian licorice), 1700 nucleotides. Its product is annotated as ribosome-binding ATPase YchF. The record is from RefSeq and is a predicted model, not a curated record. The coding region runs from base 112 to 1377 and encodes 421 amino acids. Gene Ontology annotation, molecular function: ATP binding; ATP hydrolysis activity; GTP binding. Gene Ontology annotation, cellular component: cytoplasm. NCBI's taxonomy places the organism in Eukaryota, Viridiplantae, Streptophyta, Magnoliopsida, Fabales, Fabaceae. The transcript has 11 exons.